AUGUUUCAUCAGUCUUUUAAGUUUGCCGCGCUAGUCUCAGCCGUUUGUCUCUGUGCGCUUGUAUCCUCUGUGGUGCCGUUUACAGUCACAUGCACAGGCGGAUAUCAGGGAGGAAGCGAUCCCGCUGAUUGUUGGGGUGACAAAUCGGACGACAGCCAACGCAACUGCGAAAUCGAUAGUUGCUCUAAUGGGGUUCAUAAAUGGGCCCAAAUGGAUAACUGCAGACUUGGAAAUUCGGGCCCCAGUAUACAGCGGUGUGAAGAGUACGAGUGGCAUGCCGAUAACAAAGUAUACUCUUGUUACAACCACGCGAGAUACGAGUACACCUGCAGUCCAAAAAAUCCUGUGUGGAUAACUUGUACAAAUUGCCGUGACGGUACUUGA
Molecule: messenger RNA, 384 nt
Organism: Melampsora larici-populina 98AG31
Lineage: Eukaryota; Fungi; Basidiomycota; Pucciniomycetes; Pucciniales; Melampsoraceae
Exons: 5
Coding region: 1-384 (127 amino acids)
Source: RefSeq, a predicted model, not a curated record